Molecule: messenger RNA, 1378 nt
Organism: Aplysia californica (California sea hare)
Lineage: Eukaryota; Metazoa; Mollusca; Gastropoda; Aplysiida; Aplysiidae
Product: adenylate cyclase type 3
Exons: 4
Coding region: 395-1378 (327 amino acids)
Source: RefSeq, a predicted model, not a curated record
UACAAGUAGUGUAUUCUGCACAAAGCAAGUUUGCGCACAUUGGUUUAAAACAAAAAGAUGACCUUUCAGUUGAAAGCAACAUUAAAAAGAAUAAAACUAGAUCAUACACAAGCAUUCUGUCUCAAUAAAUCACACUUCUCCGGAAAUAACCUGAUUUUCUGACAUUCCUUGAAAGCAUUGGCUGUUAAGGAUUAUCCACUAUGCAGUUUUAAACAUGGUGAAAAAGAAAGGUUGUGUUUCUGGCUUCAACUAUGGAGAAGAGUUUGCGAUUACGUGACCCCCGAAAAAAAUAGAAGGAUGCAGUUAUGGAAGAUUCGUGCGUGAAUAGACAUUGAUCAACCACAGCGUUCCAACCGUACGUCUCUGUUAUGCUGAGAACCUUUUGAUUCUAGUCAUGGAAGAAACGUCCUUGACCGAAGUCUACCAACUCCCAGAGACAGCGCUCACAGAUAAGGUCACGGUCGUUAAUGGUGGCUCACAUCCGGACAACGCCCACUCUGGCAAGGGUGGUAACUCUGUUCACGGAAACCACGUAAAGGACAACGAUUAUGACGCUGAGAACAAGGGGAACAACUCCACCCUCGCCUUGUCCCAUAGUGUUCACAGCUUGGGCAAAAUACCUGUCCUUGUCGCUCCUCGGAUCAGUUCCCAGCACCCGCAGUCGCUGUUUAUCAAUUUUGACCAGGAUGAGGAGAGGGUGUACAAAGCUUACUUAAGACGACAGAGGCUGGGCGCGCUCCCUGUGCUGGUGGUCAUCUGUCUGGCGCACGCCAUCACCUGUGUGACCCUUGACCUCGCUCCUUACGUCCAGGAAAGCCGGCUGGACAGGAUUGUGACGAUAGCCGCAGCCGCUUUUGUGGUCACCUCCACGUCCCUGCUGGUUCUCUACUCGCCUCUCAAGGCCAGGGUCUCAGAGAGCCUUGCAAUUCUCAUGUGGUUCAUCCUGACAUUCCAAAUUUACUUCGAUGUGGGCACCGCCUACCCGCGCCACACGCCGCCCGAUCGGAUUGGUUGGUUGCUGCUUCUCAUCUACUUCACACAGUGGGCCCUCCCCUUAGGGGCGUGGCUUAGCCUGCCCGUGGGAGUGCUGCUCUGCUUUCUGCACAGCGUUGUAGUGGGCGUGCUCUGGUACAAUGAGGGUCCCGUCACCACUAAGCUGGAGAAUCAGCUUGCCGGGAACGUGAUGUUGUGUCUGGCUGCUACCUCUCUAUCGUUCGCUGUCACUGUCUUCGUGGAACGCCUCAACAGACGCUCGGUGAUGGAGACCAAGUCUGCACUCACAGCCAAAGCCAAAAUUGAACUUGCCUACAAAGACAAGGUGAAUUUAGAAUGUUUUGACUUUCAACUCGGUUGUCCAUCAGAAAAUGUCGACAUGUAA